GCUCAGAGGCUGUGUGUUGUGUGGUUUGUGCGGCGCCCUGCGGAGAGGACUUGUGGAGGCGAGCGGGCACUCACACUCACUCUCCCUCCCUCCCACACUCACUCCCACACUCCCUCGCCCACACACUCACAGGAGCGUUGGUGUGUAUCUGCCUUGCUCUUAAUCCCGGCUUUUCCGCCUGUUUCCCUGCUCGCUCGCUCGCUCUCUCUGCCUUCCGCUGUCCUUGAAAGCCACCCAGGUGGAAAGAGAAGAGAGAAGGAAAGAAAGAAGAAGAGAGAAAGAGGCAGAAAGAGAGAAAGAGAGAGAGAGAGGAGCAGCAGAGCCCCCCUCCUUCCCCGUCCUUCCUUCCUUCUUCCUUCCUUCUCUCCUUUCCUGCCCUCCCAGGUGAGGAGAUGCGGACGGGGGUCUCUCCGGAUGCCACAGCCAGCCCCUCUUCUUCCUCCUCCUCCUCCUCCUCUCCUCCUCUUCCUCCUCCUCCUUCUUCCUCCUCUCCUCCUCCUCUUCCUCCUCCCUCCCGCAGCUGAUGGCGAGGAGGCGACGCGGCGGCCAAGAGAAGCAGCAGCAGGAGCAGCAGGAGAAGGAGCAGCGCCGCGAAGGGCUCUGAAGGGACCUGCCUCGCCGGGAACCCCCUCCACGCCCGCCGCCGCCACCCACGGUCGGAGGCGCCUUCGGAUGCGGGGAGAGCCCUCGAGCCCGGAGCGAUGGGAGAGUGGACCAUUUUGGAAAGGCUGCUGGAGGCUGCGGUGCAACAGCAUUCGACGAUGAUAGGGAGGAUCCUGCUGACGGUGGUGGUGAUCUUCCGCAUCCUGAUCGUGGCCAUCGUGGGUGAGACGGUUUAUGAGGACGAGCAGACCAUGUUCAUGUGUAACACGCUGCAGCCCGGCUGCAACCAGGCCUGCUACGACAAGGCCUUCCCCAUCUCGCACAUCCGCUACUGGGUCUUCCAGAUCAUCCUGGUGUGCACCCCCAGCCUCUGCUUCAUCACCUACUCGGUACACCAGUCGGCCAAGCAGCGGGACCGGCGCUACUCCUUCCUCUACCCGCUGCUGGAAAAGGACUGUGCCCGCGACGGUGGCAAGAAGGUCAAGAACGUCAACGGCAUCUUGGUGCAGAAUCCGGAUGGCUUGUCCAAGGAGGAGCCCGACUGCCUGGAGGUGAAGGAAAUCCCCAGCACCCCCCUGCGGCCGCCCAAGAGCUCCAAGGUCAAGCGCCAAGAGGGCAUCUCCCGCUUCUACAUCAUCCAGGUGGUUUUCCGCAAUGCCUUGGAGAUUGGCUUCCUCGCCGGACAGUACUUCCUGUACGGGUUCAACGUGCCGGCCAUCUUCGAAUGCGACCGCUACCCAUGCGUAAAGGAGGUGGAGUGCUACGUCUCCCGCCCCACCGAGAAGACCGUCUUCUUGGUCUUCAUGUUUGCCGUGAGCGGGAUCUGUGUGCUGCUCAACCUGGCCGAGCUCAACCACCUCGGCUGGCGCAAGAUCAAGACGGCCAUCCGGGGGGUGCAGGCCAGGCGGAAAUCCAUCUGCGAGGUGCGCAAGAAGGACCUCUCCUCGUUGGCCCAAGUGCCUACGCUUGGACGGACGCAGUCCAGUGAGUCUGCCUAUGUGUGAGUCUGUCCCGAUCCCGUCGGGGGGGGGGGAACCGCGGCCUCGGUUUCCCUUGUGCAAAAAAACAAAAACCAUUGAGUAACCUACAGAACUGACCACAAUACCUCCCACGUUAACGAUGCAAUAUCCAGCGGGUGCUUUCCACAGCCCCUUCCCUCAAAUUUUCAAGGGGAAGGGGCUUCACAUUCGCUUUAAGGGCUGAUCAGAGAAACCCAGCCCCUCGGGAGCCAGAGGAAGAGCAAGGGGAAAAGAAGGGCCUGUUCCCCGUCCUCCUCUUGCGGUCUGGCUUCCGUUUCAUACUUUACCUACUUAGAACUACUUAUUAUUAUGGUGCAAGCAAAACAGUGAGGUUCGUGGAAACUUGUGCCUAUGACUCCUUUUUACGGACCAGGUGAUGCAAAUGCAUGAAGCAGCAAGGUGGCUUUUUGUGGGGACGGGGGGGGGGGGGGGCAUUUUCGCUUGGUGGGAUGUAUAAUUUUUUUCCGCCUUUGGAGGGGAAAAAAAAAAAGCCGACGGUGGGGAGAUGAAACUUGCACGACUGGCGUUCGCUGUGCUGCUGCCAUGUAAAUAUAUUAACAAGCGUGACUUUUUUUUAAGAAAAAGGAAAACCAAAAACCAGUAAUUUAUGCAAUAAAAAAGGAAUGUUUUGUUCA
This is a messenger RNA of Anolis carolinensis (green anole), 2257 nucleotides long. Its product is annotated as gap junction delta-2 protein. Gene Ontology annotation, biological process: cell-cell signaling. Bases 702 to 1607 code for a protein of 301 amino acids. The record is from RefSeq and is a predicted model, not a curated record. Gene Ontology annotation, cellular component: connexin complex. The transcript is spliced from 3 exons. NCBI's taxonomy places the organism in Eukaryota, Metazoa, Chordata, Lepidosauria, Squamata, Anolidae. Gene Ontology annotation, molecular function: gap junction channel activity.